Molecule: messenger RNA, 1150 nt
Organism: Somion occarium
Lineage: Eukaryota; Fungi; Basidiomycota; Agaricomycetes; Polyporales; Cerrenaceae
Source: the annotation of a GenBank genome assembly
AAUAUCAAUCUCUGUAUUCAUCUUUCUCAAGCUGACUCUGGCCAGGUACCAUGACCGCCGUUGUAAAGUCGAUUUGCAAUGCUAUGGAGCGUAUUGCUCCUCUCAAGCUUGCUGAGAAAUGGGACAAUGUCGGACUUCUACUAGAGGCCCCGACUCCUCGUGCCAAUUCCAGACGCAUCCUUCUGACAAUCGAUUUGACUACUGCCGUUGCUGAAGAAGCUUUGAAGAGUCCUACGUCCUUCAUUGUCUCAUAUCAUCCGACUAUUUUUAAGCCUCUGUCAUCCGUAACGCUCGCCAAUCCUCUCCAGGCCAGUCUCCUGAAAUGCGCGGCAGCCGGUAUUUCUGUAUAUAGUCCGCAUACAGCACUUGAUUCCGUAUGGGGUGGCAUUAAUGACUGGCUCGCUAACGGAAUCUCAAAACCUAUGAAUGGUGCAGACGCAGAAGACUUUGGGGAGGUCACUAUUCUUGGAGAAGAGUUAGAGGAUGGCUUUGGCGGUUCGGGUCGUUUGGUCACUUUGCCUAACCCUGUCAGCAUGAAAGAAAUCGAGUACAGAAUCAAAUCUCAUCUCAAGCUGGAACACAUCCAAGUUGCGUAUCCUCCAGGUCAAGAUCCUGAGACUCAUUCUGUCAGUACCAUCGGUAUAUGUGCUGGGUCUGGAGGUUCUAUGCUUCUUGGUACCCCGGCGGAUGUCUAUUUUACUGGAGAAAUGUCUCAUCAUGAAGUCCUCGCGGCCAUUGCAACCGGUCACAACGUUGUUCUCUGCGGACACACAAACACCGAGCGCGGAUACCUUCCGACGCUAGCUGAGAAACUCAAAGCUCAGCUACACGGUACAGCAUCUGAAGUGAAGAGUACGGAUGGGGAGCUGGCAAUGACCUUACUGCUCAUGGAGGUUGUUGUGAGCAAGGAAGACAAGCAUCCGUUGCAAAUCGUUUGAGGGUUGAAGGCAACGCCACUUACAACUUACAAAAUCGAGCAGGAGGAAUACACCGACGAAAGAUAGGAUGAGGAGAAAGUAAACUACAAGUCUAGGAUUAUUAUCGGUCGACCUCGCUAUGCACAUUAGAACAGGUGGUGAGCGAGGAAAGGAUAAGGAUAAGGACUGCACAUACCCGAACACGAGAUCCUGGCAUGGCAUAUAUUAGUUAU